AUGGCGACCAAUGGCCACUUUGCCCCCAUUGGCAGCGAUAGCAGUGAUAAGACGACUUAUGAGCAUGGCGUUCAAGUUAUAGACGAGAAUAAAGAUUUCAAUACAAACUUGUCCAGGUAUCUAAGCUUGGAAAAUGUCGCACCGGCCGGCUUCAACUACCAUCUCAUAUCGGUCUUCGGCUCCCAGUCCACCGGAAAGUCGACCCUCCUUAAUCACCUCUUCGGCACCCACUUCUCCGUCAUGGCCGAGGCCGAGAGACGUCAGACCACCAAGGGUAUCUGGCUGUCUAAAAACAAGAAUGGAGAUGGAAAGUCCAUGGCCGACAACAUCUUGGUAAUGGAUGUGGAGGGUACUGAUGGUCGCGAGAGAGGAGAAGACCAGGACUUUGAGCGCAAGAGCGCUCUCUUCGCGCUCGCUACCAGUGAGGUCCUGAUUGUCAACAUUUGGGAGCACCAAGUUGGUCUGUAUCAAGGCGCCAACAUGGGCUUGCUCAAGACUGUCUUUGAGGUCAAUCUCCAGUUGUUCCUUAAGGAUAAGCACACCACUCACCGGUCCCUCUUGUUCUUCGUAAUCCGUGAUUUCGUCGGCGGCACGCCGCUCAAGGCCUUGCAAAAGACAUUGAUGGAAGACAUGUCUCGUUUGUGGGAUUCGAUCUCUAAACCUUCGGGCCUGGAACGUUCGAGUGUCCAUGAUUACUUUGACUUUCAGUUCUAUGGGCUCCCUCACAAGAGCUACCAACCCGAGAAGUUUGUCGAAGAAACGAAGAAGCUCAGCUUACGUUUCCGUGAGGGACAGAAAAAUGCCCAACUCGAUGCGCGCAACGGCGAAUUCUCCGAGGGUGGAGUAUUCCUUCCAGAGUACCAUCGCCGCAUUCCUGCGGAUGGUUUUUCGGUAUAUGCUGAAGGCAUCUGGGAUCAGAUUGUCAACAACAAAGAUUUGGACUUGCCAACUCAACAAGAAUUACUCGCGCAGUUCCGAUGUGACGAAAUUCUCCGCGAGGUGAUGGUCGCCUUUGACGAGGCUAUUGUUCCGUUUGAAGACAAGCAGUCCCAGGCUGCUCGCCUUGGGGAACCUGAAGUUCUAGGUGGCCUGGGGCCCGUCAUGCGGUCAGCGCGUGCCAAAUCUAUAAAGAAUUUCGAAGCCGAAGCAAGCCGAUAUCACAAGGGUGUCUAUCAGCGGAAACGGGCCGAACUUGAGAAUAAGGUGGAUUCUCGUCUAAAGGCUCUUCUUCGGGGCCAGCUCGAGGCUGCCCACAAGUCUGGCAUCAACGAAUUCAGUGAAGCCGUGACCGCCGCCGUCAAGGCGGGGCAGAAGAAAGGCACCGGAUAUGACUUUGCUGAAAUUGUCAAUGACGAGGUUAAAAAAGCGUUGGAGAAGUUUGAAGAAGUUGCUCGCACAACGGUCGUUGAAGGUACUCCCUGGAGUGAUUAUCAGCAAGAAUUGGCCUUGUAUGAGAAGGAACUUGCAGAGGUCAGUGGCCGAUUACGAAGAGAUGAAAUGAGGCGACUGGCAACGCGUGUUGAGCGAUGGGUUCAGUCUCGCUUGGGUGAUUCUGUUGGCCUCGAGUUCAAUGCCCUCGGCUCCGGACGUGCCGGUGGUGCUGCGCCGGAAUCUGGCGAGAAGCCGUCGGAGAAGAGAUUCUGGGAUCGGGUGUGGAAUGUCUUUGUCGAGACGGUCCUUGAUGCCGAGAGGAGAUUUACGGACCGCGCUAGCAGCUUUGACGCCAGUUUAGAGGAGGUCGAUGUUGGCCUGUGGAGACUACGGAGGAAGUCUUGGGGAGUCUUGCGUGCCAAGAUCGAAGAGGAGAUGAUCGAGGGCAAUCUUUUACUCAAGCUACGAGAGAACUUUGAAGACAAGUUCCGCUACGACGAGGCUGGUGUUCCUAGAAUCUGGCGACCAACUGACGACAUUGAGGGCCUCUACACUCGAGCCCGCGAGUCGACAUUGACUCUGAUCCCGCUUCUCUCAAAGUUCCGACUGGCUGAGAACUCGGCUCCUCCGCCACUGGACCGCUGGAUCGGACACACUCCUAGCUCAGCUACUCCUGCAGAUGAGGAAGAUUUGGCACCCAUCGGAGGCGUGGAUGAAGAAGAAGGCAAGAGCCUGGAGGAGGAAAUGACCGUUCUUGGCGAUGCGAAGCGUCAAGAGCUCACUGUGCGAUUCAAGAAAGCUGCGGAUGGCGUGUAUGUGGAAGCCAAGCGGAGCGCCAUUGGAGGAAUGACCCAGGUUCCCCUGUACUUUUACGGUCUACUCCUGGCUCUGGGUUGGAACGAGAUUAUAGCUGUCCUCCGCAACCCUGCGUACUUCUUCCUACUCUUCGUGUGCGCCGUCGGGGCAUACGUGACCUACCAGCUCAACUUAUGGGGACCUAUCAUAAAGAUGACGGAGGCCGCAUCAAACCAGGCGCUGAUUGAGGGCAAGCGGCGCUUGCGCGAGUUUCUGGAGUCCUCGGAUACUGGACGACAAGCAAUUGCCAUGUCAGCCGGAGGCUCUUCGCGAUCUGGAGACGAGCACGAGAUGUCCCGACUCAACAAACAGGGAAAGUCUUCGGUGGACGAUGACGUGGAUGACUUGUAG
Molecule: messenger RNA, 2577 nt
Organism: Aspergillus calidoustus
Lineage: Eukaryota; Fungi; Ascomycota; Eurotiomycetes; Eurotiales; Aspergillaceae
Source: the annotation of a GenBank genome assembly